AUUGGAUUCAGAACCUGAAGAAUCUAUAUUAAAAUCUGGAGAUAUUAUCUAAGGUAGAUUUCGAAUAGGAGAUAUUCUUGGUGAAGGUUCAUUUGGAUCUGUCUUUAAGAUUUAGGACAUUAAAAAUGGAAAUGAAUUAUUAGCAAUUAAAGUAGAAUAAGAAUUAGAAGAAGAGGAGAGUAUGUUGGAAAGAGAAAUCAAGAUUAUGAUUGAAUUAAAGUACAUUAUAUAAAUCUUAAAGUAGGAAGAAACCAGGGUUCCCAUAAAUAUUGUACUAUGGAUAAGAAAAUCAUUUUGUUUAUUACAUCAUGAAUAUGUUAGGACCUAAUCUUGAAAUCACAAGUAAAAAGUGUGGAGGCUCUUUCUCUCUUAUAACCAUGUUCAGAUUAGCUAUUUAGGUAUUAAUAUUAUUCUACUGUUUAGUUUAGAUGCUUGGCAGAAUUGAAACAUUGCAUUCUAUGCGUCUCAUUCAUAGAGACAUCAAACCAGAUAACUUUGUCUUAGGUCUAGGAUAAUAGUAAAACAUAUUACAUCUUAUUGAUUUUGGAUUAUCGAAGUUUUAUUUGAAUUCUAAAGGUCAUCAUAUUAAAUAAUUAAAGAAAAAAGGAUUAAUUGGAACUGCUAGAUAUGCUAGUAUUAAUGCACAUAAUGAACAAGAAUAAAGUAGAAGAGAUGAUCUAGAAAGCAUUGCUUAUAUCUUAAUCUAUCUAGCUACUGGAACAUUACCUUGGAUCAAUCUAAAAAUUUAAUAAAAAGAUCUUAAAUAUGCUAAAAUAUUACAUCUCAAAAAAUCAACACCAAUUUCAAUUUUAUGUUCUAAUUUACCUCAAUGUUUUAUUUCAUUUUUAAAUGCUGUUCGCAAUUUAGAAUUUACUGAAACACCUGAUUAUUCAGCUUAUAAAAAAUUAUUUUAAAAUGAAUUAGAAAAACAUUCAGGUUUACCAUAUUAUGAUUGGGAACUAGUUGGUGAUAACUCAAUAAAAAAGAAAAGCAAUACAAUGCAUAUAAUGCCAGUAAAAUUAAAUUAAAAUAAUUUAAGGAAUAAUUAAAGUAACAUAAUAGCCCAAAUAAUCUACAUAUCAUAAAUAAUAUUGGAUCAAUAAAAAAUAGCAUGAAUUAUGAUAAAGAUUUAAUUAUAGAAAGUAGCGAUGUAGAUAAGAAAUUAAACUUAUAAAUUUCUGGCAAAAAAAUAGAUAAUAAGUAAUUUGAAAGGUUUGAAUAGAUUUUGCAAUAGAAUCAAAAGAAGUAUCAUAAGAUGAGCAGUUCAAAGAGAUAAAACUCUGGAAGAUCUAAAACACCUGUUAUAGUAGAAGUUGUUGAAGCAGAUGUAAUUAAAAUAUGUAAAUAAUUUAGAAAUAGAUUUAAUAACAAUAAUAUGACUAAGUUUAUGAUGAUUUGUAAUUCAUUGUUAAAUCAGCUAUAUAUUUAUAGCCUCCAUCAACUACAAAUAUAAGAAAUUCACCUUCCUAAAUAAAUGCUUAUUAUAUUCCAUCUUUAAACACUUCAUAAGUGAACAAUUAUGAUUGGAGUGAAGGUGAUGAAAUAAGUAAUGAAGGCACUCCUUUGUGGUGUAUGUAUGAUGAAAAAAAAAGACAAAAUUUGAUGACUGGAAUGUAACCUAAAAAAAAGAAUUCUAUUAAACACAUUAGUGUUAGUGCUCUUUAAUAUCCUAUACAAAAUUAAGUAAAAGGAAGUGAUGAAGACAUAUUUGAUAUUGAAUGA
Molecule: messenger RNA, 1722 nt
Organism: Paramecium sonneborni
Lineage: Eukaryota; Ciliophora; Oligohymenophorea; Peniculida; Parameciidae
Source: the annotation of a GenBank genome assembly